AGUUUGCAGUUGAUUCUGUUGUUGUGUCUCUGCUCAAUAAUGAUUAAACUGAUCACGGUCCAGUAUUGGAGAACUUUAGUGACAGGUGUAAACUCUCCUUCUUGGACUUAAAUGUGUCUAAAACAAAGCAAAUGUUCCGCAGUACAAAUUUCUGAGGGCAAUAAUUGAUGACAAGUUAACAUUUGAACCAAACACUGAUGCUAUAUUUGAAGCCAUGAAGUUUUUAUUAGAAGCUCUGAAGUUAUAAUGUUGACAUGACUUUCAUGACAUUGCUUUAUUCUUGCUUUCCUGAAUUUGUUUUAACCUUCUCUUUUAUCUGUUGGUUUGGAUCACCUCCCUUGAAAAACCAGAUUGGAUUAGUAGGUAUCAAAUCUAAAUAACCUCUAAAAAUGGACGUGUAAAAACGUCUAAAUGACCUCUCUGUGGUCUGUAAGGUCAGGGUCACAAAGGAGGCCCAGUCACUUCUGGCUGACCACAGUCAUCAUUUGUUCAGUGAGUUCAGCUGCUUCCAUCUGGUUGCAGAUAUCAUCUGCUGAGAUGCAGAACCAAACAUCUAAAGCACUCACUGAUCCCUGCUGCUAUCAGGACGGUGAAUCGUGUUAUGUAAUUCCCUGUCUUUUGUGUGAAUUGCUUUUGUUUUUAUCCAGCUAAAUUCUCAGCUCUCUCUGCCUUAUCCUUCAUGAACGUUUGUUCUCUAGUUAGUAGACCAACACUUCAGUUCAGAAAGGCUCAACAAACUGCUUUGCAGAUCACUGCUUGUAAGGGAAGAGCAUGCAGAUGAAAGGUGUAGAUUUUUAUUGAUUCAGUGAUCUCAAAUUCCUACCUGAAGUGAGACAUCAUGUCUGUGAAUUAGUCUAAGGUUGUCUGCAAAUUAAAAAUUAACAAAUGAAUCAAAGGUAAUGGAUAUUGACAAAAUGACAGCGGUUUCCAAUAAUCUUGUGACAUGUGGUUUGUAAGUGAGAGCAAUUAAAAUUUCAGUGCCAUAUACAGUAUGUUAAAUAACAUUCAAAUGAUCAUAGCUGCACCUCGACCUCUGGGUGAAAUCUGCUGCAGCCUGCAAAGUGCUCUUAUAUAUAUAUAUAUAGGUGAUCAUAUAUCUAAUCUACAUGCUCUGUACAAAUGCUAGAACAAAGUCCUAACAUGAGAUAAAAACAACAAUAGAUGCAGUAUGCAGACAGUUGUUAGGGUGUGUCAGUAGAACCCAACGUGUUCCAGUCAGUCAGGAACACAUUGUGCAGAAACAGCAACGAGACUGCAGCACAACACGGGAAACUGCAUAGUUGCUAUAGUUGCUCAUUGUUGCUUGCACAAAAAAUCAAAGUCCUCCUUUGCAAUAAUUAUAGUAUAUAGGGGAAACAUGGGCACAACUACUAGAGCACACACCUGGCAAGGUAAAACAGUGUAAAUCCUUAACAAGCUGUUACUUAACUCAGCCAAUGAAUGUGAUAAUCGCACAACUCACAAAUAUCUGUGUGCGCACAACAAAACUGCAGCUUUAACAGUAAAGGCUGGCAUUGCUCGUCGUAUAGCCUGUCCCAUAUGCUACUCAACUUCAUCAGACUUGCAGUGAUUUUUACGUGUUAAUUGUCUUUCUGUGGAAAACCACACUGCUGUUGGUGACAUCUGAUUUGGCUCUGUGAUGUGUUUCAUAUCGAAAAUCAUCCAACAUCCAUCAGGCUGUACUUAAUAUACUGCAUAUUAGAUGGAGAAGUAACAGGGAGCUGAAAUUUAUCUUCACUGAUGAUCAUACACAGAUUAAAUAAUAACUCAUUGAUUUUCUUUUCUGUUCUCUGUCUUUCUCUGGUAUAUUUCAGUGUCUCUUUGACUCCAACUAUGACCUUUUUAACCCCACCCCCUCUCCACCUGAGUCUCCUCCUCCUCUUCCUGUCCUCUGACUCCCCUGUUCUCUCCUGUAGGACUGGGACUCGCAGAGAGUGUGAGUCUGCUCCCUUUGUGCCAGGCCACAACCUGGUGGGGGAGGGCUUUGAUGUGGUCACCCUGCAGCGUAAAGGAGCCUACAUGAUUGACGUGAAGACUUUCCUCACUCCAAAAGACACCUGUACUCUCUGCUCCAACCCUCUUCAAGAUGAUAACCUGCAAAAACUGCCAAUCUGUGCAAAGGAUUGGCGUGCGCUCAGCCGAUGCAAUACUGACAUCUAUAGCAGCGCACACACCUCUGUUAGCUCAUUGAUUGACACUUUCGCCGCCCAGGAAAGUAACAACUGGAAGGUUGGGCUCAAUAUAGAUAAGUUUGUGUCUGCCAACCUGGAGGUGGGAGGAACACGCUCCACUGCGUAUCAGUUUGCCACAGAAAGGACCAGAGAGGAUCGCUACUCCUUCAGCAUUCACAGGGUCACCUGCAGCCAUUAUCGUUACCGUGUGUCAGGCAGGCCACCCCUCAGCUCUGAGUUCAGGAAGGACUUGGCCAGGCUGCCAAAUCACUACAACUCGUCCACCAAGGCUCAGUACAGUGAGCUCAUACAUACCUACGGCACACACUACAUCCGACAGGUUUAUCUUGGUGGGCGACUCAGGCGUGUCACAGCUACUCGUGUCUGUUUGUCCUCGCUGAAUGGGCUCUCCUCAAGCGAGGUCCACUCCUGCUUAUCACUGGGUGUCUCCGUAGGUCUCGGGAAGGUGACAUUAUCUGGUUCCCAACAAUCUUGUAACCAAGUCCUACAGAACCAGGACACUUCCAACUCAUACAGCUCUGGUCUCCACCAACACUACACAGAGGUGGCAGGAGGCACUGGUUGGAUGGGGGAGUUUUCAGUCGCUCAUAAUGACUCCCAGGGUUACAUGAAUUGGCUCAGCACCCUCAAGGACCACCCGGAUAUCGUUUCAUACUCUCUUAGGCCAAUGUACAAGCUGGUUCCUACUGCAACACAGAAGGCAGGGAUGAAGGCUGCCAUCGAGCAGUACUUAGAAGACAAUGCUGUGAAAAUCUCACCCAAAGAACCAGACUGUGGGAGACACACUCCCAACCUGAGGUCCAACUGUUGUCCUCAAGCGGCCUCAAGGGGAACAUUGGUGGUGACCAUCAUCAGAGGCUGGAAUCUAAAAGGAGAUCUAACGGGCAGGACUGAUAGCUAUGCUAACCUGUGGUACGGUUCCAUCUAUCACAAGACUCAUAUGAUACGCUCAAACGAUCCCUGGUGGAAUGCUCGCUAUAAUCUGGGGAAGGUGGACACACACUUGGGCUUGAAGGUUGAGGUUUGGGAUGAGGACUUGCAACAUGAUGACCUUCUGGGAUCAUGUACCUGGACUCUGAGCCAGGGGACACACAGAUUAACUUGUCCAGCCAAGAGAGGCGGCUUUGAGAUCGAGUACACACUGACCUGCGACCCAUAUCUGACUGGAGACAGGUGUAACCGGUACAAACCAUCUCUAUAGUGAGAAACCAUUUUUACAU
Messenger RNA from Scatophagus argus, 3412 nucleotides. Its product is annotated as perforin-1-like. The record is from RefSeq and is a predicted model, not a curated record. The transcript is spliced from 9 exons. The coding region runs from base 1741 to 3393 and encodes 550 amino acids. NCBI's taxonomy places the organism in Eukaryota, Metazoa, Chordata, Actinopteri, Scatophagidae.